AUGUGUCAAACUACAACAGUUUUAUUUCAUACAUUUAAUCAAUAUUUCUAUAUACCAUAUAAUAUUUUAAUGAAAAAUUAUUUUACACUAAUUCAACAAAUUCCAUAUAUCAAAGUAACAAAGAAGAAUGAAAGUGUUGUGGAAAGUGAAGUUGUUGAAAAUCAAAAUGAAGGUCAAAACUUUCAACGAGUUUUUGUUUUUGAAUAUCAAUCAUUGAACUAUUUUAUUAUAUUUACAUUAUUUACAUGUAUGGCUUACUUUAACACUUUUACAAACAUUGGAAUUUUCAGUUAUUUAGUUCAAUUUGCACUUGGGUUCUGUAUGUUAAUUUUACAAUUUUGGUUGUCAAAAGUAGUACAAAAGAGAAAGUACUUUGCAAUUUCAUGCAUUUUGAUAUUUACAGGACUAUUCUUGUUGAGAGUUUUUGUGAGCAAUACUCUCACUCAAUACUUUUUAGCCUUUGUUUUCAUUCUAUUUAUUACACCAGUAUCUAAGUUCUUGUACAAGAGUUUACCUUUACUCAUUCCAGAUCAAACCCUUCUUCAAUUUGCUUUCGUAUGGUUGGUUUCUCUUCAAAUGCUUGGUGUGAUUGCUUUCUUUUUGAGAGGUUGUGUUUAUGUGUAUUUCUACAUUUGA
Messenger RNA from Naegleria gruberi, 636 nucleotides. RefSeq lists its product as uncharacterized. The record is from RefSeq and is a predicted model, not a curated record. NCBI's taxonomy places the organism in Eukaryota, Heterolobosea, Eutetramitea, Acrasida, Naegleriidae. The transcript has a single exon. Bases 1 to 636 code for a protein of 211 amino acids.